GUAGUAGGUUGCAGAUAUAUUUUUCAAAAAGAAUUUAUAUUUUUUCUCAUCAAAGGAAAAAAAAUGAUUAUGAUUACAAUUGUUAAUAUAUCAAUCCGUAAAACAGAAAACACCGGGUAGAAAAUAAAAAUUAAAAAAAAGGAUAAUUUAAGUCAAAGAGACGGAAUCAGUUGAGCCCGAAAAACAAUUGUAAAUUGGGCAAUUGAAGAGACCCGCCGGAGCAAAGCUUAAGUGUUAUCGCAAAAAAAUGGACACUUUGUUACCAGAGAUGAACCUGUACGGUAAUUAUUCAUAUAUGGAUUUGGGAUUUAACGAUCCCUCUUUCAUUCAAUCCCUUUCACUUUCUCGCAACGACGACGACGAUGAAUUACUGCCAGCCAGGAUUUCUUCAUUGGUUGACAAAGCUAACAUAAGCUUAAAGAGUCCACGUAAGCACCGCCACGAUGGCACUUCACCGCUUCCUUUAGGCAUGGAUUGGAGUCCUCCCCCUACUCUAUGGGAUGGACAUGAUACCAUUUGGCCACAUGAUUCUCAUACAGGUUGGAGUUACUGCGCAACAAUUCCUUCUUGGACUAUCUUGUCACGCCCCAGAGGUUCAGCUACUGUAGUGUUUUACAGGGUUCAAAUCGGGAUACAAUCGCCGGAUGGGUUCACAACCACGCGAGAGAUACUACGCAGAUUUAGUGAUUUCUUACAGCUAUCUUCAGCGCUGAAGAAAGAAUUCCCAAAGAAAAAGUUGCCCCCCGCUCCUUCGAAGGGGCUUCUGAAAAUGCAAAGCAAUGAGCUUUCGGAAGAACGUAGGUGUUUAUUGGAGGACUGGAUGGCGAAAGUAUUGUCUGACAUCGAGUUUUCAAGAAGUGCUUCCAUAGGGAUCUUUCUUGAGCUUGAAGCAGCUGCAAGAUUGUCAUUCGAUGAAUUGAAUCAGAACGUUGCAGAUGCGAAUUCAUCCAUCAGUGUAGUUCCAUCGAUUCAAUUCUCAAAUAGUUCAGAUGUUUCUUUGCUUGCUGGUCCAUCAUCAUUUGCUUCUGAUUGUGGCAAUGAUUCUGCUUAUGGGACCCCUGAGCUGGGAUCUCCAACGGAGGGCGUAAGCAGGUUUCAUGAACCUGACAAUGCACCAUCUUAUCAGGGCUUCAUCCAUUCAGGGGAAGUAAUUUCUGAGGAUGCCAGGUUAAAACAUCUUGAUGGCAAGCCAAUGGAGGAUUCUGAACAAGGGAACCCGGAAAGUUAUUUCAAAAUGCCCUCCACUGGAGGUGACACUGAUGUUUCCGCCGAUAGAGCCAUGGAUGGUGCUCAUGCUAAACGGACUCUUGAAACUGACAUUUCUUCAGAAAGACUUUCUAACAUUUCAAAUUUCUUCAGGAGUGCCUCACAUGACCCUGCUGAAGGUGCUGCUUUUCCAGGACUAAAUGCACCAGCAAGACCGGGCCAUUUACAAGUUGUUAUUCAAUUGGAUGAGAAAAAUAAAAUGAAUAGGAUUCUCAGUACUAUGCAACUGAGGUUGGCCACAGCAAAAACUGACAUGGAAGAUCUCCUGACAAGAUUGAAUCAAGAGCUUGCUAUAAGACAGUACCUUGCCACAAAGGUCAAAGAUUUGGAAAUUGAGCUUGAAUCUCUAAAACAGAGUGGCAAAGAGAACCUGCAGCAAGCAGUUUCAACUGAGAGGGAAAAAUUUACAGAAAAGCUAUGGGAUAUGGAGGAACUUAGAAGAAAGUGUGUGGAGAUGGAACUGAAGCUGACUUCUGAACAGGCUGACAAGGUUCAAAUGGAAUCAUCGCAAAAACUCAUAAUGCAAGAGAAUGAAAGACUGUACGAAGAGUUGGAUGCUGCUCAACAGCAGAUCAAUAGCUUGCAGAAACACCAUUUGGAGGUGGAGACAAAGUCCAACACAGAUGUCAAACUUCUAGUCAAGGAGAUUAAAUCUCUAAGAAGUUCCCACACAGAACUCAAGCGAGAGCUCAGCAAAUUGGCAAAAGAGAAGGCAGAAGUUGAAAUGAUUCUACGCGAGGAAAGGAAAAAUAGGGAAAAUGCUAAUACUGCAAAUAUUAAGCUGCUGCAUGAGUAUGAAAUUCUUCGCCGUAGACUUGAGGAAUGCAGUGUCAGUUUUCUCAUCGAGGAAGAAAAUAAGCUGGUCCUGGAUGCUUCUAGCCCUGCUGAUGCCACUGAUAUACUUUCAACAUCUGAUAAUCGAAUAGGUCUACUUCUUGCAGAGGCUCAGCUGCUAGCACAAGAUGUUGAAACUACUAUUGCUAGUAGAAAUCUUGAUGGAGGCCAUUCAAGGACAGCAGUGGAUGACUUGAGGAAACAGCUAGCUGACAUUUGCGUUGACAAUGCCAUAUUGAGGAAACAGAUGAACGCUGUCAUUCGCUAUGCACUCCAAACAGCUAAUAGAUCGGAGGAUUAUGAGGAAGAGGUCCUCCAACAAAGACAGCUCCUACGAAGCUUUUAGUUGGAUAAAUUAUAAAACGCAAGACACGUAUCUACAAUAAUAUGUACAAGCUUGUAUUAUUGUCUCCUUUCUUUUGUACUUCUCAAAUGACCUUGUAUAUAUGGCUUAUUCCAUCCCAUUAUAUAAGUGACUAGUUGGAAAAUUGUCAUCGAAGACAUAAGUUUGAAAUAAAGCAACCUUGUA
This is a messenger RNA of Lycium ferocissimum, 2629 nucleotides long. Its product is annotated as PX domain-containing protein EREX-like. Gene Ontology annotation, biological process: protein transport. The record is from RefSeq and is a predicted model, not a curated record. The transcript is spliced from 10 exons. The coding region runs from base 248 to 2446 and encodes 732 amino acids. NCBI's taxonomy places the organism in Eukaryota, Viridiplantae, Streptophyta, Magnoliopsida, Solanales, Solanaceae. Gene Ontology annotation, molecular function: phosphatidylinositol binding.